AUGGGUGAAUUACAGAAACUCAGGCUCAAGAUGAGGCCCAGGCGAACGUUGGCCGAUCGGGCCAACAGCCUGCGAAAGACCUUCUGCACGAGGAAUGGUCUUCUGGGGAAUUAUGACUACGCCUUCCUUUUCCGUCCCAAUGUCCCCUUCCUGAAGAGGCCUCGACGAGCGAGCCCUUUCUUUGGGCUGGACGACCCAAUGCCCGUUGUCCUCGCGAUACUGCUCGGUUUUCAACAUGCUCUGGCUAUGCUUGCUGGUGUCAUGACUCCUCCAAUCAUCUUGGCCGGCCAAGGAGGAGCCAACCUGGCAGCGGACCACCAGCAAUAUCUCGUCUCGACCGCGUUGAUCGUGUCGGGAAUUCUCUCUGCAGUUCAAAUCACUCGGUUCAAUCUAUUCAAGUCUCCCUACUACCUUGGAACUGGACUGAUCUCCGUGGUUGGCACUUCAUUUUCCAUCAUCCCCGUGGCACAAGGCGCGUUCAGCCAGAUGUACGCCAACGGGUAUUGCCCGGUCGAUUCGAAUGGAAAUAAAUUGCCCUGUCCCGAGGGAUACGGUGCCUUGAUUGGGACGUGUGCUCUGUGUGCAUUGAUCGAAAUGGCCAUUGCCUUCCUGCCACCCAAGGCACUUCAGCGAGUCUUCCCUCCCGUCGUGACUGGCCCAACAGUCAUGAUGAUUGGCGUCCACUUGAUCCAAAGUGGCUUUCAAGACUGGGCCGGCGGCAGUGGGACGUGCAACACGCUUCCAGACGACGGCUUUUACCGACUCUGUCCCAACAUUGAUGCUCCUCACGCCCUCCGCUGGGGCAGUGCCGAGUUCAUUGGCCUGGGUUUCCUGGUAUUCCUCACCAUUAUCCUAUGCGAAAGGUUCGGUUCACCCAUCAUGAAGUCCACCAGUGUGAUCAUCGGCCUUUUGGUGGGCUGCAUCGUUGCUGCCGCUUGUGGAUAUUUUGAUGACUCUGGGAUCAAGAGUGCGCCUGUGGUCUCGUUUGUCUGGGUCAAGACUUUCCCUCUGUCUUUGUACGGACCCUUGGUCUUACCGGUGCUCACUUUCUUUAUCAUUUGCGCUUGUGAGACCAUUGGUGAUGUGACGGCGACUUGCGACGUUUCCCGACUCGAGGUGGAAGGCCCGCAAUUCGAAUCCCGAAUUCAGGGAGGCAUCCUCGCAGAUGGAUUGAACGGUAUCCUCGCUGCCUUGAUGACAAUUACUCCCAUGUCCACGUUUGCGCAGAACAACGGUGUCAUUGCGCUGACCCGUUGUGCCAAUCGGACAGCGGGAUAUUGUUGCUGCAUGUUCCUUUUCAUCAUGGGUCUCUUCACCAAAUUCUCUGCUGCUCUGGUCGCCAUCCCGAGCGCAGUUCUUGGAGGCAUGACGACUUUCCUUUACUGCGCUGUCGCUGUGUCCGGUAUGGCCAUUGUCAACCGAGUCCCAUUCAACCGACGGACCCGUUUCAUCUUGACCGCUUCGCUCGCCGUUGGGUAUGGUUCCACGUUGGUGCCUACCUGGUUUGACAACGUCUUCACUUAUGACGGCGGUAAUCACGCCCUGCAAGGGUUCUACAACGCUAUCAUUCUGGUCAUGGAAACUGGGUUCACGAUCACUGCCUUCAUUGCCAUGGUGUUGAACUUGGUACUUCCCGAGGACCUCGAGGACGAUCUCGAGGAGGAUUCCGUGUCGAAGCGAUCGGAUUGCUCUAGUUCUGUGGAUGAAGCAUCAAAGGUACAGGCUCAGCCGUCCAAGGAGGUGGUUUGA
Messenger RNA from Exophiala dermatitidis NIH/UT8656, 1749 nucleotides. Its product is annotated as NCS2 family nucleobase:cation symporter-2. The record is from RefSeq and is a predicted model, not a curated record. Gene Ontology annotation, cellular component: membrane; fungal-type vacuole. Bases 1 to 1749 code for a protein of 582 amino acids. NCBI's taxonomy places the organism in Eukaryota, Fungi, Ascomycota, Eurotiomycetes, Chaetothyriales, Herpotrichiellaceae. The transcript has 4 exons. Gene Ontology annotation, molecular function: xanthine transmembrane transporter activity. Gene Ontology annotation, biological process: xanthine transport; transmembrane transport.